Fukomys damarensis (Damara mole-rat) is the source of this 803-nucleotide messenger RNA. It is a transcript of the gene Lim2, whose product is annotated as lens intrinsic membrane protein 2. The coding region runs from base 166 to 687 and encodes 173 amino acids. The record is from RefSeq and is a predicted model, not a curated record. Gene Ontology annotation, cellular component: plasma membrane. The transcript has 5 exons. Gene Ontology annotation, molecular function: structural constituent of eye lens. NCBI's taxonomy places the organism in Eukaryota, Metazoa, Chordata, Mammalia, Rodentia, Bathyergidae.
UUGCCUGCUGGAAGCUGCUGGGCCCUGGGGCCAUUGUGUGGGAGGCUUAAGGGGUUUGGGGACCCACGGGGACAGAGAGGCCAGCGACCUGGCCGGGCUCAGUCUGCACAGAGGGCCGUGGCAGAAGGAGGGCUGGGGCAGGCUCUGCCGCUCAGACUACCCACCAUGUACAGCUUCAUGGGCGGCGGCCUCUUCUGCGCCUGGGUGGGGACCGUCCUCCUGGUGGUGGCCACAGCCACGGACCACUGGAUGCAGUACCGGCUGUCGGGGGCCUUUGCACACCAGGGCCUGUGGCGCUACUGCCUGGGCCACAAGUGCUACCUGCAGACGGAGAGCAUCGCGUACUGGAAUGCCACCCGGGCCUUCAUGAUCCUGUCCACCCUGUGCGCCACCUUGGGCAUCAUCAUGGGCGUCCUGGCCUUCGCCCAGCAGUCCACAUUCACCCGCCUCUCACGGCCCCUCUCUGCAGCCAUCAUGUUCUCUGUCUCCGCCCUUUUUGUGCUGUUGGCCUUGGCCGUUUACACCGGAGUCACCAUCAGCUUCCUGGGCCGCCGCUUCGGGGACUGGCGCUUUUCCUGGUCCUACAUCCUGGGCUGGGUGGCCCUGCUCCUGACCUUCCUCUCAGGCAUCUUCUACAUGUGCGCCUACCGCACGCAGGAGGGCCCGCGCCUGUCCGCCCCGCGCUGAGGAGGGGAAGGGUCCCGGCCUGCGACCCGGGUCCUGGGGGCGUGAGGGGCUCGGAGGGGCCCUGAUUCCUGUGUCCUGAGGGGAAGGGGGAGAAUUGGGCCUGGUGGAAGGCAGCA